AUAAACAAAACGCCGUUAUUUAUAAAGCAUUGCUUGAAGCAGCUAUUUCGGCGGUUUUUGCUAGUUUUUCGCCUGUUUUUGUUAGAUUUUCAUUGCUUUUGUGUUUAAGACUUAACAACAUGGAAGACGGCGAGGAAAGGACAUCUGAAGAUGUAAGAAAAAUAAUUAAAACUGCAAAACUCCACGAAUCAGAGCUAACUGAGGUGACCCAGGUGUUGAGGUUCCCUGACGCCGCCAGCCAGAAACAAAACCUCAGUCUCAUGCUGCUCGAUGCUAAUUUGCUGAAAGAAAUCGAGGAGGGCAAUGAACUGCUAUUUAAAGGCGAUCCCGAAGAAAAUGUCGUCCUCUGCACAUCCACCAAAACAUACGACGUAAAAGAGGCAGAGACUUCCAACAGCCUAUUAUUAGUGCCAGACUUGCUUUUUGCUGCCAACACAGGCUUAGAUGAAACCGUAGCCAAUUACUCUAUGGAUGACUCCGAUACAUCUUUUGAAAAAUCAAAUAAUUCCUUAAACAAAUCCACCGAAUCUGAUGAAGGCGACAAACCGCCAAGAAAAAUAGAAUAUAAAGAAGUUAUAAACACUUUUUUUACUUAUUACGAGCUAAAACCGUGUAAACCUCGUUUAAAUAAGCUGCAGAAACUAUUAGAAGCUUCUAGAUUUCAAGGUUUAGAGCUGGAAUAUGCUAUAGACAAGUCUACGCUUUUGACUUAUGAAGCGAUUUUCGAAGAAGUUCAAGCGUCAAGAAAGGAGUUAGAUGAGGAACUUGAAAAUAUUCAAGCUGUUGAAAUAGACGGAUUCCAUAGACUGCUUGAGUUCGAUUACGAAUUUAGAGUUCUAUCAUACAUGCUCGACCUUAUAGAAGAGAAUUCCUGGCCUUUAGAGAAAAUAUCUAAAGAGAUAACUUUAGAAAGUCUGAAGGACUUAGUUCCUAUGCCUAUUUUAGAAAGUAUGUUCAAGUUUUAUACUGAGGAGUCUGCAGAGGAAGAUGGGGUUCGGUAUUAUAAGUAUAAGCAGGAGAAAGUGUGCAGAUUUCUAGCGAGAGUUUUAUUGAAGAGUGCUGGCAAAUUUAAUUUGACCGAGUUUAUGCAGGCUUGGAGGGAUUCGGUGCCGGAGGGAAUGGUUACAGAUGAGUCAAUGCUAUGGGGCAUAGCGUUGGUGGACAAGAGCAGCUCACCGCCGGUAGUGUGGGGCUUCACGGAAGCCGAGCUGCCCGAGAACAUCAACGAGAGGUUCAAGGUUCUGUUCCAGGCCAAACCCAAGUGGACCGUCGACCAGAUAUCGCCAUACAUCGAAUGUUAUGCCACAGAAAAGCUGAAGGUCAACGCUCUGCUGACGAAAUACGCGCGAGCCUCCACACAAGAUGGCGUCAGGGUGUUCUCAGCCAAACAUAUGAAAUAAGUACUGAACCAUGUUGAUAAGUUAUUAAAGUAGAAUUUACAAUGAAAUCUUUGACGUAAGCCGAAGUCAGUGUUCUCAGAACAUGAAGUUAAGUUAUGGGACAGAUAUAAGCUUAAAUAAGCGCGGGCAAUUAAAUUGCUGAUUAGUCAAUUAAAUUGGCUAUAAUCUCCACUCUCACUAAACCAUGAAACCAUCCAAUUUUAGAAAUUUUACUUUCAGACCAUUUGAUUAGAUUGGUCACAAUCUAAUUGUGUGGUCUUGGCGUUUGAAUUAUAUUUUUCAUCCACACAACACAAUUCAAUUGCCAAUAUCGUCAAAUUGUGGAAAUAUUGUAUCGUCUGGGUGUUGCCAAGUCAUAUACUUAGAUACGAAAUCGUUAUUGUGAGUUAAAAAAAAAGGUACCUACCAUGUUUUUAAUCUAUUCCAAUGCACCUUAUAUCCGCAUCAGUGUCCGUAGCGAAGAAAUUUAUGUAAUCAAGUAAUAAGCAAUAAUGUGAAAAGUUGCUAAUUAGGUGAACCACUGGUUUGACAUUCAAAUCAUUACACAAAUGUUAAAAUAAACGUUUAUUUUAAUAUCUCAUUUCUUAUUACAAUAAAUCAUUAAAAAUCAAUUUGCAUUAUUUGAGCAUGCUCUUAACCUAUUUACAAGUCGUCAAAUAAAUUCUUAAUUUCUCAAACAAAAGGUACCUUUUUGUCAUUUUUCAAUAAGUCGCUAAUUGCAUUUAAAUGCAAUAA
Cydia strobilella is the source of this 2135-nucleotide messenger RNA. RefSeq names its product sister chromatid cohesion protein DCC1. Gene Ontology annotation, biological process: maintenance of mitotic sister chromatid cohesion; mitotic sister chromatid cohesion. Gene Ontology annotation, cellular component: chromatin; chromosome, centromeric region; Ctf18 RFC-like complex. The transcript has 5 exons. NCBI's taxonomy places the organism in Eukaryota, Metazoa, Arthropoda, Insecta, Lepidoptera, Tortricidae. The coding region runs from base 120 to 1400 and encodes 426 amino acids. The record is from RefSeq and is a predicted model, not a curated record.